AUGAACCCAAGAGCCUUAAGGGAGAUGCGCGGAGGCCCUGCUCCUCCAAAAAAGGAGGGCCACUUCUGGCAGGAGCUCUUCAGCGCCGGAAGUAUGAUUGUCCCCAGCCUGUAUUUGGUCUUCAUGGUGGAUUUGACAAGGCUGCCCAUUCUCAUGAUGACUGUGGCCACUUGCGUACAUUGCCUCGCUUCUGCCAGCUAUCACUGCCAAUGUGCGUACUAUACGACCGACCCAAACUGGGACCACCUCAAGAGCCCUUUGCGCACUGCAGACAUGUGCUUCAUUCAUGUUUGCAUGUUCGCGUACUGCUGCGCAGUCUCGCCCGGAUUGUGGUUCCCAGUGGCUUCAUUUGCCACAAACUCGAGUUGUGUUUUACUCCUGCUGUACCGGCGUCUUCACUGUAUUCCGGGCAGCAAAGCCGACUCCUAUCGCGUCAUUGCGUGCAUCCUUCUCUACACUUCGGCGAUGCUUUGGAGAGGAGAUAUCGGAAACUACGCGGGUGUUAUGGCUUCAUAUGGACUGGGAGGAUACUUGUGGAUCAGAAACGAGAAGCUUGGACACUGGGGUCAUGGGCUUUUUCAUCUGAUGCUGGUGCCCUGCACUUACUGUGUGGUCCAAAGUGCCAGCAUGCCACAAUAA
Messenger RNA from Symbiodinium natans, 639 nucleotides. The record is from the annotation of a GenBank genome assembly. Lineage: Eukaryota; Dinophyceae; Suessiales; Symbiodiniaceae.